Messenger RNA from Anopheles coluzzii, 3604 nucleotides. Its product is annotated as glycerophosphocholine phosphodiesterase GPCPD1. Gene Ontology annotation, molecular function: starch binding; glycerophosphocholine phosphodiesterase activity. The transcript has 8 exons. Lineage: Eukaryota; Metazoa; Arthropoda; Insecta; Diptera; Culicidae. Gene Ontology annotation, biological process: glycerophospholipid catabolic process. Bases 512 to 2662 code for a protein of 716 amino acids. The record is from RefSeq and is a predicted model, not a curated record.
UCGGGGUUCGGGUUGUGUUGCUGUUUUCCCAAACUGUUCUCUCCAACUCGUUGUCGCGUGAGGGGGCCUCGCGUUUUUGUCUCUGUGAGAAAACACGCAGUACAAAAACGUUUCCUUUAUUUUUUUAUAUUUCGUGGGAAAACAAUGACCGUACGUUGUUAGUGUGCCCGGAUAGGAUCGGUGGGCAAAAUAGGUGCAGUGUCGGUUGCGGUGUUUGCUAUUAUCGCCCUUUGCCCUUGUGCUCCUGCCAGUGCGCGCUGUGUUGUUUAUUAAUUUGAACCAAAUUUUGUGCAACAACAAAGAAGUCUGUGUGAGUGUGCGCGCCAGUUGUGCAAAGACUGGCAUUUUCUUAUCGUGCCAAAGGGCCCAGUGUGUUUGUGCAAAGGGAAGAAACAAACAUAAACAAAGGAUCGCUCGCGACACAAAUCGUCUUCCAAUUUUGCCCACGAUACCAAAGAAGUGCUUUUGAUAAGUUGUUCGUAGAAAACACACACAACAGACAACAAACAAAAUGCAGCGCUGGUGGUUUUUAGAAGAAAAUGCCGAAGGAAAGGAUCCAUCGUCGUCCACCGCCUCGCAGAAGUCGGAAGCGUCCGUGAAAAAACCAAAGCAAUCCACGACCGCUGGCGACCGGCCGUACACGUUCCGCGUGCUAGUGACGUACGAUUUGCUGAAGGACGAAACCAUCGCCAUCACAGGCAGCUGUGACGCGCUUGGCAACUGGGAUCCGGAGCAGUGCGUACAGUUGCGCCCGGAAAAUGAUGGCGACAGCACCAUCUGGCGGCUGGAGACAGAACUACCUCGGGAUGCUUCCGUGAAGUAUCGCUACCUGAUCUGCUCGGUGGAUCCGACCAGCGGCAAUGUGCAUGUGCGGCGCUUCGAAACCCACCUCGUGCCCCGGCAGGUGCCGAUCGAUCUGGCCGAGGAGGAAGCGAACGGCAGCAAGGAAAAGGUACAACCAAAGAUCGACACGCUCGGCGACAUUGAUGGCACGAUCAAGCUGGACAAGGGUUGGCUCACCACCGAAACCAUCAUGCAGUUUAAGUUCUUCGAUAACCCGUUCUCGGUGAAGGAGCGCAUCAAGAAUCGUUUGCUGUACGUGAAGAUAACGACGAUGAAUCUGCGCAUUAAUGCGGAAUCGCAAAAUCUCUCCUCGCUGCUGGAAGAGUCGCUAUCGAACGAUACGCGCGAGAACGGUACCGAAUCGAUGACCACGUACUCCUUCACCGAGGUGACCUCGCUGCGCAACCCGAGCGCUUGCUACGAGCAGCAGUCACAGUUCGGCUGUCCUUACCACAAGGACGACUUUCUGAUCUUCAACGUGACCGUGGCGGAGCCGGAGAACGUGGCCUAUCUCGUCGACCUGUACACGUACAGCUCCAAGUCGAAGGAGGACGAACCGCCGUACCAUCUGGGGUAUCAUUACAUUUUGCCCAACUUUCUGAAAAAGUCCGAAGGCAUCCUGGAGCUGCCGGUUACGUGCGCGAGCAAACAUCGCCCGCUCGGCAUGAUGCGCAUCGAGUACCUGAAGGUGACGCCGCUGCUACCGUCGCGCUGUACGCUCGAGCGGUCGUACAUCCGGUACUGGAACAAGCGCUGGACCGGGUUGGAUGUGGGCCAUCGCGGCUCGGGCACCAGCUUCAAGGCGAGCGAUGGCAACGUGAUCCGCGAGAAUACGAUCGCGUCGCUCAAGAAGGCGGUGGCGCACGGUGCCGAUAUGGUGGAGUUCGACGUGCAGCUGAGCAAGGAUCUGGUCCCGGUGAUCUAUCACGAUUUCGACAUCUACGUGUCGCUGAAGCGCAAAACCACGCUCGAAUCGAACGACAUGCUGGAGCUGCCGAUGCGCGAGCUCACGCUAGAACAGCUGAGGACUCUUAAGGUCUACCACGUGGUGGAGGGCCGAAAUCGUGAGGCCAAAUUCUUCGACGAGGAUCUGGAGGAGCACCAACCGUUCCCGCAGCUGGCCGAAGCGCUCGACCAGAUCGAUCCGCACUGUGGCUUCAACAUCGAAAUCAAGUGGUCCCAGAAGCUGAAGGACGGCCGGAUGGAGUCGGAUCUGAACUUCGAUUCGAACCUGUACGUCGACUGCAUACUGCGCGUGGUGCUCGAGAAGGCCGGCCAGCGUCGGAUCGUGUUUUCCUGCUUCGAUGCCGACAUCUGCACGAUGUUGCGGCUGAAGCAGAACCUGUACCCGGUGAUGUUCCUAACGCUCGGUGUUACCAGCCGUUACCCGAGCUACCACGACCCACGCUGCAACUCGAUCGAGAUGGCGGUGCGCAACGCGUACGCAACCGAGCUGCUGGGCAUUGUGGCACACACGGAGGAUCUGCUGCGCGAUCAAACUCAGGUGAACCUGGCAACCGAGCGCGGUCUGAUUAUCUUCUGCUGGGGCGAUGACAAUAACUGUAAGGAUACGAUAAAGCAUUUAAAGAGCCUUGGUAUCCAUGCCAUCAUCUACGACAAGAUGGAUAUAUACUCGGACAAGGCGGUCAAGGAGAGCGUAUUUUUAGUUGGUGCCCGUGAAUCGCAAGCUGCGCUGCUGCAGCAGAUCAACAUCGAGAACCGUUACGAGCAGACGAAUCAGCACGAUUUUCUCAACGACAAGGACGUGCGGCUCAGCCUGGACAAGUCGAGCUCAUCCAACUCUACUCCUUCGAUUUGAGUUUUCACGUGAUUUUGUGUUUCCGCCUUUCCGGUGAUAAUGAAAAAAGAUGGAUGGUUCCAUAGCUGGAAACGGGAGUGUGCGUAAUUGGUUCCCUGUUGAUUUAAAAUUUUGCUGAAUAGUUAUUACUUUUUUUUGGUUUGGCAUACAAGUGUGUUUUUCUGCUUUUUUCCAAUUAGCUAUAAUAUUCAUUGUGUUUGUAUAGAAACUUUUUUUAUACAUAAAUUGAACGGAGUGUGUGUGUGUGCGAGUGCAAUGAGUGAGUAUUUCGAAUUUAUUUACAACCAUAUUGAAUAUUGGUUUUGCAUACUAGAAAGCGUAGGGAGAUUGAGAUUAAAUUUGCACUUACUAAACCAAGGCGCCUAACAUAUUAAACACACACACAUUGAAUGCGGGUUCAAAAAUAGGAAACAGAAAUUUAUUACUAUUAUAUAGAUAAAACACAAUCCUUUUCUACUAACUACCACCACACUAUUGUUGUUUGUGCACUGGCACGGAAGAAUACAAAUGGGAAAGCAAUCCACUUUCUAAGUGAAAUAAUUCUUCACAUAUUUAUAUUCCACCGUAAGAGCCUAAUGUAUCGUAAGCAAAAUUUAGCAAAUUUAAUGUGUUUGGUGGCUGGAUGGUUAUGGCAGGAUUUGUUAAAAUUCUUCUACUCAACUUCCUUGCUCUACAGGUGGAUUGAUUCUAGGGAAAGAGGGAAUGCUACAUAGGCUAAAUAUAAUGUUAUAGGGUACUAAAAGCAACAAGUUUCUUAUAAAAGAUAUUUUGAAAUGCAAGUUUAUGUUUUUUUUCUUUUCUUGUGAAACUCUUCUACACAAUUUAAUGAGGCUUGUAAAGACUUGCAAUAAACAUUUGCUAUGGUGCAGAGUUUUUUGUUACGUUCGAUACUCCUUAGCAUGUAAAUCCAUCAAAUAAAAUAUGAAAAAAUACCUUUUUUAA